Rotaria sp. Silwood1 is the source of this 1623-nucleotide messenger RNA. The record is from the annotation of a GenBank genome assembly. Lineage: Eukaryota; Metazoa; Rotifera; Eurotatoria; Philodinida; Philodinidae.
GGAAUUUUACCGGCAAUAACACUUGCAACAGGACCUAUUGCAACGAUAUUUACAAAUACAUAUGGAUGUCGAAAAGUGACAAUAGUUGGGGCUUGUCUUGCUGCUGUUGGCUUUUUAGCAAGUUAUUUUUGGGCAAAUCUUUGGUUUUAUUAUCUUUCGAUUGGUAUUAUUGGAGGUAUUGGCUUUGGUUUAAUCUAUUUACCAGCUAUUGUUUCUGUCGGUUUCUAUUUUGAAAGUAAACGUAGUUUUGCUAUGGGCAUUGCGGUUUGUGGUUCAGGUUUGGGUACAUUGGUAUUUCCAGCUAUUAUGCCAUAUAUUAUCAAUGCACCAUUGUGGUUUGAUUAUGAAGGUGCUCUUCUACUUGAGGCAGCAAUUAUCUUUAUUUGUGUUAUAUUUGGUGCUUUAAUGAUUCCAUUGCCCCAAGAACCAAGUGAAAUAAGACGUGUAGAACGAAAAGCACAAAGAAAAGCUAAACAACAAGUAUUCAAAACAGGAACUGCAACUAGUCAAAGUGAUGAACAACAAAAGCAGUUACUUCCGACGAAUCAAAAAAGUGAUAUUCCAUUACAAGAUGUAAGUAUAGUUUCAAAUGAAUCAACUGCUAAUGUUCCUAUAGUACAACAACGUGAAUCUGAUGAUGAAGGUGAAGUAUUUCUAUCAUAUUUGAAGAAAAAUGAUUUCUACAUUAAUAAUUCAACAGAUAAAACACUAUCGAGAUCUCCUGAAAAUGUCUCCAGAACAGUGUCAACUAAUCUACCAGUAGUCGUUUUACGAAAAGAUGCGAUUUAUCAAGGUAGUUUACAUAAUAUUCCAUUAUAUAACGAGGAUACUGAUGAAUAUCAUCGGCAAAUGAUAAAAACAAGUGAUAUGACAAAUGAAACAAUUGAGAAAGCGGUAAAAAAAUCAUUUCUAGCCAAAAUUGCUGAACAAAUUGAUCUUAGUUUAUUGAAAGAUGCUGCAUUUGCUUUAUUUGCUGUAUCAAAUUUUUUAACAAGUCUUGGUUUUAAUGUUCCAUAUAAUUUUGCUAAUGAUUUAGCUGCUGAUGCUAAAGUUAUUGAACAUCAAAGACAUUGGAUUAUUAUGUCUAUUGGUAUAGCCAAUUGUUUUGGCCGUGUCAUUAUCGGUUAUUUAGCUGAUCGAUCAUGGGUCAACCGUAUAACAUUAUAUAAUACAACAUUAAUAAUUGCUGGUAUAGCAACAAUGUUUGCACCAUUUUGUAAUUCAUUGGUUCAUACACAUAUGACUUAUGCUGGAUUAUUUGGAUUUUUUUCUGGUGGCUAUGUUGGUUUAACAUCAAUUAUUAUUGUAGAUUUAGUUGGUGUCGAUAAAUUAUCAGAUGCUUUUGGUGUUCUUUUAUUAUUUCAAGGUGUUGCUGUUGCUAUAGGAACACCAAUUGUUGGCACAAUGCGUGAUGCUUUUUCGAGUUUUGAUCGACCAUAUUUGUGGCCAUAUUUAAUCUUUGGUGGCUCCAUUUUAUUAAGCGGUUUGAUUUUAUUUGCUAUUCCAGUAUUAAAACGACGAAAAGAACGUCAUCAACAACCAACUAAACAUGAAUUACAAAUGGGAGUUUUAUCAUUUUCAAGACAAAAUUUAUCUGCACCCGAACAACAACAACAACUUUAA